CUCACCUGAGCAUGCGGUAGGGAAGGAAAAGCGGAGGCACGCGCAAGCCAUCAUGGUCCUGAGGCUCCUUUGUGUGUUGUGUUGCAUCGUGCUGCUGCCACGAUGGUCAGAGGCGAAGUCGCUGCUUGACACCGUCAAACCAGAAGACUCGACUUCUGUGAGUAUAGAUGCGGAUCAGGCUAAUGGUUUUCUCUCACGCUCUCGGAGGAAUGUGGACCCACGCUGGCACAGGCACUAUCCUGACUUCCAGUCCUACUAUCGCUACUACAGCAGCAUCGGUCACACAGAGGGGCUGUAUGAGAUCGACCGGAUCCGAAUGCUGUAUCAGCAGAUGAGACACCUGGAGCAGGUGCAUGGUCCUGAUGCUGCAACCUUCCAGAACAAGCUGGGGGUGCCGAUGCUGCCCAGAUGUGACCCGUCCAAAGACAAACACUGCAAGCUGCCCCCUCCUCCCGCCUCUGUAAAAGGCCCUGCUCCUCCUCCUGUCCCUAAGCAAACCCCUGCCCCACCCCCUGCUGUAAAAGGCCCCGCCCCUUUGGUCCCCUCCCAGGCUGAUGUUAUUUACCUGUGUAAUGCCAAAGAUCCUCUAUGCAAGCCUCAUAUCGUGUACCUGCCCACAGGGGCAAUACCUGUGCUCUGUGACCCCAGGUACCAUCCCAGCUGUAAGCUCCAAGGCCCACCACCUCCUCCUCCUGUCUCAGUUAAAGGCCCCGCCCCUGCACCACCUCCCGCACCUGUAAUCCAUAAAAGAAUGGAGUAUGAUUGUGAUCCCUACUGGGACCCCGACUGUCUUAUCGACAACCCUCCCCGCCCCAUGAAGGGUAAAUCUCUGCCCCCUCCACCAGAGCCUGAGCCUGAAGAGGAAGAAGAGGAGGACGAGACACCAGCGCCUCCUGCUCCCAUCGCUAAGAAACCCGUCUACCCAUACUACGGUUCUCCGUAUCCAUAUGAUGUCCACUCAGAGCUGUACAAUGCUGCUCGCUAUUCUUACCCUUCCCCCAACAUCAAAUAAAUAAACAUGUAAUCAGGGGGUAGUUCUGCUGGGGUUAUACUGCUUUUUAGCUAAGGAUGCUGCAUGUGUUCAGUCAGUGUUCAAGCGUAAAGGCGUAAAAUGUGAAGCAAUAUCGUUAGCCUGAUGCGUGACAGUGUGGAGUUACGCAAGCUGGUCACUUUAAGUCCUGCCAUCUUCACUAUUUACACGUUACGUGCAUGUUUCGGCUUUGACCAGCUUGCGUAGCUGCCACGUCGUCACACCUCAAGCACAACCCCAAGCCUUACACCUUCACAACACAAACAAUCCUCCACACCUCUACAGAGUUUGCCCUCAUUUUUCACUCAUUCUGACUCAACAUGUUUGUUCAGUGUGCAUGUUACACAUGGGAAAAUAAAACCUAAUUAA
Messenger RNA from Hemibagrus wyckioides, 1399 nucleotides. RefSeq lists its product as uncharacterized. The record is from RefSeq and is a predicted model, not a curated record. The transcript is spliced from 5 exons. NCBI's taxonomy places the organism in Eukaryota, Metazoa, Chordata, Actinopteri, Siluriformes, Bagridae. Bases 53 to 1012 code for a protein of 319 amino acids.